This is a messenger RNA of Eleginops maclovinus (Patagonian blennie), 1881 nucleotides long. RefSeq names its product hyaluronidase 3 (gene hyal3). Lineage: Eukaryota; Metazoa; Chordata; Actinopteri; Perciformes; Eleginopidae. Gene Ontology annotation, cellular component: acrosomal vesicle. The record is from RefSeq and is a predicted model, not a curated record. Gene Ontology annotation, molecular function: hyalurononglucosaminidase activity. Gene Ontology annotation, biological process: carbohydrate metabolic process; hyaluronan catabolic process. The coding region runs from base 105 to 1520 and encodes 471 amino acids. The transcript is spliced from 7 exons.
GUGAAAUAGCGUGUAGAGUAGCUAGCAGCUUCAAAGCUGUUUGACAGUCAGGUGGUCGGCUUCAUCUUUCCUCUCUUGGUGGCCUCGUCAGUGGGUGAGCAGCCAUGGUGCUGUUUCACUUCCCUCUCUCUUUCCUCCUACUCUUCUCUCUGUACCCUCUGUCACCGGCCUCCCCCCAUGGAGUUGACCUCCCCCACACCCCCCUGCCGGCUGUGGCUGCAGCAGCAGGUCCGAUCCUGCGGGAGCGGCCCUUCGUUGUGGUGUGGAACAUGCCCACAGCUCAGUGCCACACACGCCACAACAUCCACCUGGACUUGAGCGCCUUCGAUAUCGUGGAGAACCGAGAGCAACGCUUCCUGGGACAGAAAAUGACAAUCUUCUACCGUGACCGCCUGGGGAAAUAUCCAUACCUCUCCCGAGGCGGCGAGAACGUUAACGGAGGGAUCCCUCAGCUCAGCGACCUCUCGGCUCACCUUUCCCUGGCGCGGUCACAGAUAUCCGCCUAUCUGCAGUCGAAUUUCGAUGGUUUAGCUGUUAUCGACUGGGAAGAGUGGCGGCCAUUGUGGGAGAGAAACUUUGGAACCAAGAUGGAGUAUCGGAGGCAGUCCAAGCUGCUGGUGAGACAGGAGAGACCGGAUUUGUCAGAGAGGGCCACGACAUUGUUGGCAAAGAAGACGUUUGAGGAGAACGCUCAGAAGUUCAUGGAGGGGACGCUUCGAAUGGCGGUCACAGAUCGCCCUAAAGGACUCUGGGGGUUUUAUGGUUUCCCUGCCUGCUUUAAUAAUCAAAAGCAAAAGACAGAUAAAAGCUACACAGGACGCUGCCAUGCAGGAACCGAAGAGCAAAAUGACCAUCUGUCCUGGCUCUGGCAUCAGUCCACCGCACUGUAUCCGAGCAUCUACCUGCCACCAGGGCUGGCAGGAUCCACCGACGCAGCUCUGAUGGUCAGACACAGACUGCUGGAGGCUUUGAGGGUAGCGUCAGUUUGGCACCAUGGCAACAAUACCAACCAAGCCACACCGGUCCUUCCCUACGCCAGGCUGGCAUUCACACACACUCUCACUUUUCUGAAUAAGACGGACCUGGUGCACACACUGGGGGAGAGUGCGGCGCUGGGAGCUGCUGGAGUGGUGCUGUGGGGGGAGAUGAAGUUUGCCCAAUCCAAGAAUCAGUGCAUCCUUCUCAAGGACUACGUACACACUGUGUUGGGUCCUUUUGUCCAGUCCUUGAGGUCGGACAGUAAGCACUGCAGCCUCAAACUUUGCAAUGGCAACGGACGCUGCACCAGGCGACGUCCCAGCUCUGAUCACAUGAUCUCCUCAGGUCUUGCUUUGACCUUUAAUCCCAAUGAAAUCAACCUCCCCUCUGACUCCUCGCAUAGCAAAGCAUUUAACAACCACUUCCUGUGUCAGUGCUACCCGGGCUGGACCGGGCAGGAGUGUCAAGAGAAGAAGAAUGAAAACAGAGAUAAUAGAAAGUCUCUUAUCAAAGGGACAUUAGCCAUUUGGAAUAAUAAGUGAAUUGUGUUUAUUUUUUCAUAAAACAUAUAUAAUAUAAAAUAUGACAACAUCCGAUUUGAACUAUUUUCCCCUGCAAGAGCAAAUCAUUUUGAGUUUACGUUUUUUACAUUAUCUCUCAUGACAUUUUGCAUGAUUUCUAACUUUUCUUUUCUCUUAACCUUUCGUUACUUGAAGCAUUUUCGUAGUUGAACUGAUAAUGUUGAUUUAACUGCAGUGUUUUUGCUGCAGGAAACCUAACAGUAAUGGCUUGUCUGAGAUAUGUUAUACCUUGAGGGGUGGUUGGAGUCAUUGAGCUUUAAUAAAUGAUCCAUUGUUUUAAUAAAAAGAAAAGCAAACUAAUAAUGUUUGUUUUUUUGCAUUU